AUGGGAUCCAUCAGUGAUUUUUCGUCGCGAGUCGAGUCUCGGCUCCAGGAGCUCGUGAGCAAAAGCCAGGUUCUGGACGUGAAGGUGGCCGAUGAGCGACGCCAGUUGUUCGACCUUGCCCAGAGCUUGUGCUCGGAGCUGGAGACCCCUAUGGAAUCAAUCUACCGUCUUAUUGUCAUCCAAGUAAGUUGUUGGACCCCUAGACUUGCAAUUCUUGCGCUAAGUUGCAAUCCAAGCCGAUUCUCUACAUAUGGCAGCACACCUAAAACGGUGAAGCAGCUCGCUGCAGCAGUUGGAGCGGAUGAGACUCUUCUAGGUCGUAUUCUUAAGAAUAUGGCAGCUAGUGACUUGAUCCAUGAAACCACGCCAGGCACUUAUGAGCAUACAUCAUUGUCGACUUCGUUGUUGAACCUCAGCCAUCGCGAUGGCUUCUUCUUCUGCCACGAUAUCAUGCUCCCGUCCUUCACAGCGACUCCCCAGUUCCUGGCUGAGACCAAGUACACCAACCCCUCCAACAUCACCAGCACCCCCUUCCAGCUUGGUCAUCACACCAAAUUGACUUUCUUCGAAUACCUCGCCAAGCAUCCCGAGCAGGCUCAGCAGUUUAACAACUUCAUGGGUCUAUAUGCGACGGAUCGGCCUCGCUGGCUGGAUGAGGGCCAUUUCCCCGUCCGUGAGAUUCUUGGCAAGGGAGCCAGCACUGAUGAAGACGCCGUUUUGCUGGUUGACGUUGGCGGUGGCAAGGGUCACGACUUGGUCCUAUUCCAGAAGCGGUACGGUGACCUGCCCGGGCGAAUGAUUCUGCAGGAUAUGCCUUCUGUGAUCGAGCAGGCUGGUCAGCUUUCUGAGGGGCUGGAGGCAACGGCUCAUGAUUUCUUCAAGGAGAACCCGAUUAAAGGCGCACGCGCAUACUACUUCCAUUCCGUCCUCCACGGCUGGCCGGACGCGGCAUGUGUCAACAUUCUCAAAGCAGUUGCGGCCUCAAUGAAGCGUGGGUACAGCAAAGUGCUCAUCAAUGAAAUUGUGAUUCCGGAUGAAAAGGCCCAUCGUCUGGGGACAUCGAUGGAUUUGCUCAUGAUGACAGUAGUGGCCGCUGAAGAGCGCACUGAGCACAAAUGGCGGUACUUGCUUCCCUUGGCUGGGUUGAAACUGGUGAAGAUCUGGAAGUUCGAGAUUGGUACUGAAAGUCUUAUUGAGGCUGAGUUGGCUGAUGAAGUCACUGUAGUCGUUGACGAGUAG
Penicillium paradoxum is the source of this 1239-nucleotide messenger RNA. RefSeq names its product O-methyltransferase. The transcript has 4 exons. Gene Ontology annotation, molecular function: O-methyltransferase activity. The record is from RefSeq and is a predicted model, not a curated record. The coding region runs from base 1 to 1239 and encodes 412 amino acids. Lineage: Eukaryota; Fungi; Ascomycota; Eurotiomycetes; Eurotiales; Aspergillaceae.